AUGGCCGCAGUUGCUACCGCCCCAAGGGCACAUGUGGAGAAUUGGGACUCCCGAUUAUUGUUGACGGAGGUGCAAAAGAAAGCCGUCACGGUGCUGCAAGAGGCUUGUGCGCAUUUGCCAAUACCAGAGGAGCUGGGGGAGAGCGACGAGGAAGUCGAUGAGGUGGAGCCGGCGAUAGAAGACACAAAGUAUUCCGUUGUAUUAGGGUUGCGGAAGCCGAUUGAAACCACGCAGCAGUUCUUUAACUGGUUCGAGAAGGUUGAGGAAGAAAUGGAACGUGGUCAAGAAGAGGGAUACAGAGGAUAUCUCGCAACGGUGUACGCCUAUCGUGACGCGUGCGAUGAGAUUUUAAAGAAGGUUGAAUCGACCGCCGAGCUGUUGGAUGGCCUACAAGUCAAUUAUGACUCUGUAGAGGACAAGACCAAAGCACUCCAAACUGCUUGCGAAAAGUUACUGGCAGAGCAAAUGCAUUUGGCGGAAAUGGCGGAGCAUCUUUCUACCAGGUUGAGCUAUUUCAAUGAGCUUGAACCCAUCGCAAAGCUGUUCGGCUCUCCAGGAGAUCAAGUCUGUCUGGACGACAAGUUCGUUCCAAUGCUUCUGCGAUUGGACGAAUGCAUUGCAUUUGUCCAAGCCAAUAUGCACUAUCGGGAUGCCGAACUUUACUUGAUGAGGUUCCGCCAAUGUAUGACAAGAGGUUUAACCCUCAUAAAAAUGCACUUCGUCAGUACGAUGCGGUUGACGGCAAACGACAUCCGAGGAAAGAUCGCCAAUAGGGGUCCAAAUGAGCCACUUACGCCCAACAUGCAACUGUCCCUCUUUUAUGUGAAAUUUCGCACUCUUGCCCCUAAUCUGAGAUUUCUUCUUGCACAACUGGAGGCCCGUUGUGAAAAUCAUCCUGAGUACUUUGCGCUCUUGGGGGAUUGUCUGUCCGCUUACUUCAAUGUACGGCAGACCCUUUUGAGUUCGUACAUUGCUAUGCACAUUCAGGCUCUUAUGGAAAGCGGUGACGUGUUGGCGAUCUCAAGAAGUGGUUGCGCUUACAUCAUGCGACUAUGUGCUGACGAAAUGGCACUCUUUCAUCAAUAUUUUCAUCUUGGCGAGGAAGAAUUCGAGGGUUACUUGGACUCUCUUUCUGCGUAUCUUUACGAUACACUGCGCCCCCUCAUUUUGCGAGAAUCCCGGAUAGACGUUCUUUCGGAGUUAUGCCAAACACUGCACAUAUACCUUGGUUCUCCCGACGUAGCUCUGGGUCAGGUGGAAACCCACGAAGAAAGAGAGACAGAAAGAGAGGAAACGAAAAAACAACCGAUCGAGUCAGUUGUGAAGUUUAUCCUGGAAGAUGCACAGCAGCGAUUAGUUUUUAGAAGUCAAACCUAUAUUCGCGAAGAAAUUGAAGGGUUCACACCUAGAGAUGAAGAACUAGCGAUCUUAGCGAGAGGAAGAGGGUUGCCGCAACCAACAGCAAUCCAAGCCGCGUACAGCGUUGCACCCGUGCUGAGCCCAACGAAACCUUCAUCUCCAGCGGUUUUAGAAGUGGAUCCUCCAUCUGACGAAGAUGACGUUGGUGGCGAGUAUGAUGAGUCAGCAAGACUUCAAGAAGAGCAGGAGCCAAGCGCAAGUGCAAUUGGUAAACUGGUAUUUGGUGGGGGAGAAUGGUAUCCAACCAUGCACCGAACGCUGUACAUUCUUGGAAAGCUCUAUCGAUGCGUCCCAAAUCCAAUAUUUGAAGAUCUCGCACAGGAAGCUGUGGAAUGCUGUCGUCGAUCACUUAUUGGAGCCGCAGAAACAAUUUCGGGAAAGCAAACCAAGCUUGAUGGACAGUUCUUUUUGAUGAAGAACUUAUUGAUGUUGCGAGAGCAUAUAACACCGUACACUGCCAACUUUGUACGAAAGGAGGAAGUCGUGGACUUUUUACACCUUCAAGACGCGGUUUCAGCUCUUUUACGGUCACGCUGGAACAUAGAGGCAUUAUCUACUAUUGGUAAAGGCCUAAUGUCUGCCGGAACGCCAGUUAUUGUGGAGAGUUAUGCGGAUGCAAAGCAGUUGGUGGACCAGGAUCUCAAACGCGUGUGCGAGGAAUUCAUUAUUGAGACCGCCAAAGCCGCCGUGGAGCCUAUUUCUGCGUUCAUGUUGAAGGUGUCUGAACUUCGAUCUCGCGCGGACAUGACCCGAGAACCACUCGUAAAGCAAGCAUUUGGCACCUCUGAGCAAGUCCUGGAGGUGUGUGACGCUUUUCGAAGGUCUCUCACUGAGCAUGUCGGCUUUGCCGUCAACAAGAUGGCCGACUACCUGGGCGAUCGAAAAACGGAAGUUGUGCUAAUUAAAGUCAUUACAAGCAAUAUUGUAGAUACUUAUCAAGCCUUUCACGACACGAUGGCGUCUGAAUAUGACUUCUCAAUUAUGAGACAAAUUCCUCCUGUAAAUGAUAUUAUUAUGAUCGUAGAUGCUGUCUGUCGGUCCCGACGAACAUCAGCAAAAACUGGAAUAGUAAGCCAAUAA
Molecule: messenger RNA, 2499 nt
Organism: Spizellomyces punctatus DAOM BR117
Lineage: Eukaryota; Fungi; Chytridiomycota; Chytridiomycetes; Spizellomycetales; Spizellomycetaceae
Exons: 12
Coding region: 1-2499 (832 amino acids)
Biological process (GO): Golgi organization; intracellular protein transport; intra-Golgi vesicle-mediated transport
Cellular component (GO): COG complex; cis-Golgi network; membrane
Source: RefSeq, a predicted model, not a curated record